This is a messenger RNA of Rosa chinensis, 582 nucleotides long. RefSeq names its product lamin-like protein. Gene Ontology annotation, molecular function: electron transfer activity. Gene Ontology annotation, cellular component: plasma membrane. Bases 97 to 582 code for a protein of 161 amino acids. The record is from RefSeq and is a predicted model, not a curated record. The transcript is spliced from 3 exons. NCBI's taxonomy places the organism in Eukaryota, Viridiplantae, Streptophyta, Magnoliopsida, Rosales, Rosaceae.
UGGUUGCCAUAUACAAAGCGUGAAGACAAGACCAAAGUUUCAAUGACCCUUUACACACUUUGGGGAUGAGAAAAUCCGUCCUUAUUUGCAUGAAACAUGCAUGUGCUGCCACUUCUCAAGUGCCAUGGCCUCAAUGGAGCAAAGCCAACAAUUGAAUCCAGAGAGCCAGUCCUUCAUAGGGUUGGAGGGGGAAGGUUCACUUGGGCCCCCGAUAUUAACUUCACAGAUUGGUCAAGUAAAGAGCAUUUCUAUGUAGGCGAUUGGCUCUAUUUUGGGUUUGACAAACAUAUCUACAAUGUCCUUGAGGUAAACAGGACCAGUUACGAGAAUUGCUUCGACAAAGAAUACAUAUACAAUGUUACACGAGGCGGGCGUGAUGUGUUCAACUUGACAGAGGCAAAGACAUACUACUUUCUCGGCGGCCGAGGCUAUUGCUACAAAGGGAUGAAAGUUGCUGUCUUUGUUGAGCAAACCCCACCCGUACUUCACCACAGCCCUGGUUUCAAAUCAUAUCCAUAUUCCAGCACCAACUUUAUCAUCAUUCUCACUAUGCUUGCCACUUGGACAAUCAUUUCUUAUUAG